UCUAGUACCGCGGCCGCGCCCACCGGUCCUGGCCUUCCGUUUUCCUCGGUGCCAUGGUGCCGCCGCUGUGCACGAUGCCGCCGCUGUGCACGCUGCCGCCGGGCCCCGGGCCCCCGAACUUCGUGUGCUACUGCGAGGGGGAGGAAAGUGGGGACGGAGGCCGCGGCGGCUUCAACCUCUAUGUGACUGACGCCGCGGAGCUUUGGAGCACCUGCUUCACGCCGGACAGCCUGGCCACCCUCAAAGCCCGUUUUGGCCUGAGUGCAGCUGAGGACAUCACCGUUCGGUUCAGGUACCAGGCCCCGAGGCAGCCUCCAGGUUGCAAGCCCUUACCCUGGGCCUCGCAGAGCGUGUGUGCAGCUUGGAGCAGCGUCUGGCAGGUAGAGUGGGGGUGCCACGUGAACCCCCACCAGGUCCUCCUGCCCUACUUGUACUCAUGCUUCUCCUUUCUUCCCCAGCUGUGGAGGAUACAGCUGCCAGCCCCAGGAAGAGCCCCUGGCCAGGGGGGCCUCAGCUCUUUUUACCAGACCCAGAUCCUCAGAGAGGUGGCCCCGGACCUGGGGUCAGGAGACGAUGUCCCGGAGAGUCCCUCAUCAACCCCGGCUUCAAGAGGUAGCCACACCCCCAGUCCUCCAUCCUGUACCCGGGUUCUGGCCCUAGACCGCUGCCCCACCCUCCACACUGCACAGGUCACACUCUUUUCUCUCCUAGCAAGAAACCAGCUGCUGGUGUUGACUUUGAUGACCCCUGAAGGUGCAAAAAGUAUGACCCUGCCAAGAGUCUCUGAGGGGAGGGACAGCCCCUGGGAUCCCACAACCUCCACCUGCCCAUCCUCCCUCUGGGGGGAAGCAAACCCACUCCUCGGGCCCCUUUCCCGUAAAAUAAAUGGUUUUCUUAGCAGAGGUCAUAGCUAGGCUCUGGCUCCUGGGAGCUGGUUGGGAGAAAG
Molecule: messenger RNA, 946 nt
Organism: Manis javanica (Malayan pangolin)
Lineage: Eukaryota; Metazoa; Chordata; Mammalia; Pholidota; Manidae
Gene: PAXX
Product: PAXX non-homologous end joining factor
Biological process (GO): double-strand break repair via nonhomologous end joining
Cellular component (GO): nonhomologous end joining complex; site of double-strand break; nucleus
Molecular function (GO): molecular adaptor activity
Source: RefSeq, a predicted model, not a curated record